Pristis pectinata (smalltooth sawfish) is the source of this 8066-nucleotide messenger RNA. RefSeq names its product transmembrane protein 64 (gene tmem64). The record is from RefSeq and is a predicted model, not a curated record. NCBI's taxonomy places the organism in Eukaryota, Metazoa, Chordata, Chondrichthyes, Rhinopristiformes, Pristidae.
UGAGCUGCAGCGCCGAGCCGAGCGGAGCCGAGUCCGGGCGGAUGGCGGCUGCAAGUCGGCGCGGGACAGAUUCCCGGGGAGUGGCGAGGGCUCCGCGCGCUCCGGGUACCCGGGCGCGUGGUUUCCCGGGGCCCCGCUAGGUGGCGGGGAGACAAGAGACUGCUCCCCGUGCUGGUGUGUUAUUUUUUUCUUUGCAACCUCUUCCUGAGGGAGGAUGAGUCGAGAAGACGUGGCAGGAAUCCUCCUCCCGUCCACUAGCUGCCCUGUCACAGGCAGCGGGAGCAUCUAAAAAAAAUCUCUUGCUCAGCCUUCGGGAAUAUCCCGUCCCAUCCUUUCUCCCAACACCCGUCUCCCUCCCUCCCCCUUUGGUGUGAAGUCGCUGCAGCAGGAGCCCUUGGGAAACACUUUCAGCCUCACUCACUCCGCCCCAGGUCUGCAGCUACGCUCAAUGAUGUAGAGUUUCGGCAAAAAAGUGAGCGAACCUUUCCGAGUCGCAUCGGAUUUUUCUGUUUAUUUUUUGCGCAUUUGGAGAUUUUUGAGGAGGAGUAGAUUUCUGCGAAGCGUUAUGAUUUAAUUUCUACUUCCGAUUCAAUAUGUGGAACGCUGGCGUUGCAUCCUGGCUGUUUUUUACCAAAGUGUUGAAGAAGUUGAGCAAAGGUCACUUGGCAUUGAGUCGGAGCUUGCAGAGACCCUGCCCCAACUCGCUGCUGUUGAGCCAAACGGACGCAGUGGACGUGGCUUCGUACGAAGAGCGAGUGCAGGUGAAGCCGGAACUAAACCUACAGCACCAGGGCAUGGAGAACGAGCUGCCCAUCCUUGGAGACCCCAAGGCCACUUACUGUUUGAAUAACUGCUUAAAGAGCUUCCUCCUGAUCUGCGCCUUGACCAUCGUUUGCUUCACUUCUCUGGCGCUAGUGCGGCGCUACCUGAAGGAUCUGCUGCUGUGGGUGGAGAGCUUGGACAGCUUGGUGGGGGCAUUGCUCUUCGUCGUAGGUUUCAUCGCCGUGUCAUUCCCCUGCAGCUGGGGUUAUAUCGUGCUGAAUGUGGCUGCUGGUUACUUAUAUGGCUUCGUGCUGGGGUUGGGGCUAGUGGUGGUCGGCGUGUUGAUCGGGACGUUCAUCGCUCACCUGAUUUGUAAGCGGCUGCUGACAGCGUGGGUCUCCGCCAAGGUCCGGGCGAACGAUCAACUGAGCGCCGUGGUCAAAGUGGUGGAAGGAGGUAGCGGACUGAAGGUGGUGGCUUUAGCCAGACUCACUCCUAUUCCUUUCGGGCUGCAGAAUGCAGUGUUCUCGGUUACCAAUUUGUCUCUUCCAAACUACCUUGCCGCAUCUUCAGUUGGACUGCUUCCCACUCAGCUUUUGAAUUCUUUAGGAACAACCUUGCGUACAAUGGAAGAUGUCAUUGCUGAACAAAAUGUUAGUGGAUAUUUAAUAUUCAGUCUACAGAUAUGCAUCAGCGUUGGAUUGAUGUUUUAUGUUGUGCACAGAGCACAUACUGAAUUGGAUGCAGCCAUUCUUGCUUGCCAAAUGGAACUGAAGACUUCACUGAUCAAAGGUGGUCACCCAAAUGGAGCCAGCUUGACAUUCUGUAAUAAGAGGACUUCAGCACUGACAAGUGGCGGGAUUAAUAUUGUAUGAAUGAAAAUUGUACACAUCCAUGGAACUGUAAACCUGCCAGUACUAAUUUAGGUUGUUAGAGGCUAAUGCCUAAUUGUUAUACAUUAGUAGGUAUGGCUUCACACAACUGCUUUAAUAGUGAAGAAGGUAAAAGAAUGGUAUUGACACCUAAAAUAGAAAGAUACAAAUUAAAGCCAUACCAUGAUGGAGUAUGGUUGUUGGUGGAAAAAGCAAGGUGAGAGAUCAACUUAAUAAACAAUUAAUAUUAUUAAUAUCUUGAUGACUGAGCCCCAUAUUCUGUUCAACUGAAUCAUUUUUGUUUAUGUGCUGCACAAGAAUGCAGCAUUUAACAACCAGCUUUUGCACCAGAAGGGUGAGGAAAUUUGCCUCUGGUCUCCUGGACUGUUGAUCUUGGAAACCCAUUUCCAAACCAAAAUUGUCCAAAGUGGUGUAUAUUUGGAAGUGCAAUAUUUUGCAAUCUAGUACAGUGUAUCAAGUAAGAUGGUCUCUCAUUGAACAAUAGAAUUUAACCUUGCCACACAAUCAUCUUAGACUGUCCUUUGGGAUCAAGUAUGACUGACUUCACUUUAGUGGGUUCUGAGGCUAAUGUGCUACCUGCAGAUUCUGCCAGAGGUGAGGUAAAAAGUACUAUGUGUGGACAGUUUGGAAGGUGAAACACUCCUGCAAUUUUCCUUGGGCAUCUGUGUGCUCUUGAUGCCAUUCUGAAUGCUGCUCCUCCAUUUUGAGUGAUCAUGGCCAGGGAUUCCAAGAGUUGGUGAGGAUGUUACAUAAAACUCUUCCUCUGUCUGGUUUUCUCUUGCCAUGACAGGGCUCAGAAUACUUUUUGGGAGUCUGGUGUCGAUCAUGUGAAUAAUAUGGCCUGCUCAUUAAAGCAAAACAAGUGUAAUGCUGGGGAUGUUGACCUGGGAGAGGACUGUGAUACUGACUUGCUUACCCUGCCAAUAGAUUUGGAGGAUUUCAUGAAGGCAAUAUUGGUGAUAUCUCUUCAGAGCUCUGUAGGUAGUUCAUGGCUCAGAAAGAUUUAGGAGGGCAGGGAUCACUGCUGCCCAGUACACUAACUCUAAUGCCAUAUUUGAGGUCUUGAUCUUCCUCAUGGCUGAAAGCUAUGCUGGUGCACUAAAGGCCAAGGUGUAUUUCAUCAUUGAUGUCUGCCUUUACUGAGAGGUGACUCUGCGAUGUACGGGAAAUGGUCCAUAUUUUCCAGGGUGGCGAAUCUUUAUUGUCAGAGGACAGAAUAGUACAGGAGGGGCAGGUUGAUAGAGGACCUUUGCUUUAUAGAUGGAAUAGAGGACUUUUGCUUUAUAGAUGGAUGAAUUAAGUUAUCUAUUGUGUUUUGUUUAGCUUUUUAUGUAACUUGAACAUUAUUUCUUUAAAUACUAACCAUUGCCUGUCCAGCAUCAUGUAUUUCAAUGUAUUCUCUCAAUUGCAGCCAACUCUCCUCAUGCCUUGACUGGUGCCUUUGCUUAGAUUUAAGCCUCAGCUUUACAUUGAACUACAUUAUUUUCAAAGUCACUGACAACAUCUGUCGUAUUCUGGUCACUCUUUCCCAAGACCCCCUUUUACAACAAAAUUAUCAAUUAAUACUUUUUCACUCCGCAAGACAAGAUAUAAAGUAACUUUUUCCCUGGUCAUUUUCUCAAUGUGCUGAUCUAGAAAAGCAUUUCAUAUACAUUCCAUGAAUAUGUCUUCCACGUUAUUGCAACAAAUCUGAUUUGGUAUGUUUGCAUAUAAAGUCUCCCCUAAUUACUGCAUUACUUCUGUCACAUGCACCUCUAAUUUCCUGAUUUACGACAUGCCCAAUAUUACAACUACUAUUUGGUAACUCCUACCAAUGUUUUCUGCCUUUUGCUAUUUCUUAGCUUGACCGAAAUUGGUUCUAGUUUACAUCUUGGUCUGUCAAGCCAAGAUCAUUUCUCACCAUUGUGCCAAUCUUCUCCUUUAUUAAUUGUACUUAAUAGUCCCUUAUUAAGGUUAUCUUUUUGUCUGUCAUUUCUAUAUGUCAGGUACCAUGGAAUAUUUAAUUCCUAACUUUGGUCACUCUGCAGCCAAGUUUCCAUAAUGACAAAGAAAUCAUAUACUCUGUUUACUUCUAUUUGUGCCAUUAACUCAUUUAUAUAGUUGCAGCUGCUUCUAGCACUCAGAUAUCAUAUCUUUAAUUUUGUUAUUUUAAAGGCUUUCUCUGCUUCGGCCCUCUGCUGCUUGAAUUUGUUUUUGCUGCCUACUUAUUUUGCUUACUACUUUUCUAACAUCUCCUUCUAGCUUUGCUUCUGUCCUGUCUGAAUUUCCUUUGAGGUUCCUAUCCCCCUGCCAAGCAGAAACUCCAAGUAAUUGGGAAAGCUAACGAUGUUAUCAUCUAUAGCUGGGAGAAUUGAACACAAAAGUAUGGUUCAGUUAUAUAGAGUUUGGUGAGAUCACAACUAGAGUAUUUUUUUUAAAAAGUUCUCAUUUGAGGAAGGAUGGUUAAUGUGCCAGGAGUUUGGAGAAGGUUUUUCUGGACUAGUACCUGGAAUGAAUGGGUUGCCUUGUGAGGAAUAGUUGGACAGAGCAGGCAUGUAUUUGCUGGAAUUUAGAAGAGUGAGAGGAAUCUUGAUAAGAUAGAUAUGGUGAGGUUGUUUGGUCUAGUGGGCUAAUAUAGAUCUGUUGAAGAAUAAUGAGUUGCCCAUUUAAGAUUGGUAGGUGAAAUAUUUUCUGAGGAUCAUGCGUGUUUAGAACUCAUCCUCAAAGGAUGGUGCAAGCUGUGCCUUUAAAUAUUUUUAAGGCAGAAGUAGAUUUAAUAAGCAACAAACUGAAAGGUUACUGUGAGUUGAAAGGAAUGCAGAGUUGAGACUACAAUCGGAUUAGCCAUGAUCUUUAUAAAUUGUGCAGCACAUUUAAUGAGGUCAGCAGCUGACUCCUGUUGCUAAUUCAUCAUUUACAUUACAUACGUAUUUAUCUCUAUGGUUUCUCAAUCAGACUGUGAAAUAAUUUAUUAAGUACCAAUUUCUGGAUCAGGGGUAUUGCUGUAAGGUCUUGUGCUUGUUUCUCUUGGGGAAACUCUGUUGAUCAUAAGACAGUGCUCCAAGAAUUUCCUCAGGAUGAGGACUCUGCUGGAAUUAGUUUUCUCUGCUAUUUUUUCGCACCUUGCCAGAGGAUUACAUAUUUUCUGACCCCAGCUAUGAAGUCGCCUAGGAGGAUCAGCUUGCAGUUGCUGGCCCUGGGUUUCUUUCAGGGUUGUCCUUUCCCUCAUCUGUUGCUUCCAGGGUUGGGCAGGCUCAGGCAAAGAUGGCCUUGUCCAUUACCAGCUCUUCACUUCCUCCUCCACCUGUCCCUUGAGCCUUUUUAUCCUCAGUCCCUGCCAGUCUCUGAAUCUCCUUCCAUUCUGUGUCCCCAAUCCUCCAGCCUCCUCCCUUGCAACCCUUCCACCAAGCCACUUAGCUCCCUCCUUUCUUUAAAUUUGGUAGCCCUCUAUUUCUUUCCUGUAGCCCACCACUCUAGCUGCUUCCCGUGUAUCUUCUCCCGCCGCAUGUCCAAUAGUCCUCUAUCACUUCAGCCCUAUGAAAUAAUCAAAACAUCUUAAGUCUGAAGCAUCCUGCAUUGUUUUGCCCAUCUUUAAAUAUAUUUCUAUAUUGUAUUGCAGUUUUCUAAUUAAGGAGUAGCCCAGAUGACCCAUGGUACUUGCAACAUGCACUUUAGUUAUAUAUAUUUUAAUCUGAUACUAUUUGUAAAAAGUGGCAGCAGAGAGGAUCUCCAAAUAUAAGUUCACAUUGUUAUUCAACUGUUGAAGCAGUUAUUAUUGAAUUAGGUUAAUAUACUAUUUUCUAAAUAAAUUAUUCUGCACAGUAGAGUUAACAUAAUAAUGUAGAGACAUUUAUCUGUUAAUAGUUAUCCAUUUGAACCAGAUAGGAGUGGGAACAUAAUGCACAUGAACAUGCUCCUGUUCAAUAGAGCAUGAAAAUAAAAAUGCAAUCACAAAGUGAUGUAUAUUUUUCUCUACUUUUUCCAAUUUGCACGGGUUCAAGGUGUACAUUGCAUUUACAAAAGUAUGUGUGUGUGUGUAUGUGUGAGUGAGCAGGCGCAUGCUCUUGAAGCUUACCUGAAACUAAUGAAUUGCAUAUGUUGACUUCCUAAAGCUUUUUGUUACUGUACUAUGUGAACAUUUUGGUAGUGAGGGGUGCUCAGUUUAUCAAAAUUUUGAUGUAUUAAUCUCUAUAUCUUGCAAACUAUAAUCCCCCUUCUUAUGGAAGAGGUCUGCCACAAUCUCAAUGGUAUGUCCACUUCUGCAAGGGUGCUUGGGUAAUUUUGCCUGCAUUUGAAAUUUGUUGUUUGAAUAAUGAUAUAUUAAAACUAGAUUCUUUAAAUAAAAUCUUCACACAGGUAGACAAAUGCAAUGAAACAAAAACACUUUGCUGUUCCAUAAGGAGCUAGUUAUUUGACUGGCCAAUUAUUUUGCUCAAUGGGAUUUUUAAAUAUCGUGUGACAGAUAUGAAGUUUUGUUUAAAUUGACGAGAUCAGAAAUAUUUCAUGUUAUUUUAAUGUCCCAUGUGAGAUAAAAUACUUUGGUUCAUUUUAUUUUCAGCAUCAUUUAUUACACUAUUACUUUAUACAGCAAAUUUAAUACCAAGUAUGUUUAUUAAUGCCAUAAUAAAUAGCAGAGAUGCUACAAAUUUUCUGAACAAAUACUUUGAAUUUUUUUGCUUGUUGCUCUGUGCCAGGCUGUUGUUUUUCCUUGGUGGUAAUCUGAUAAACACUUUAUUUACAGUUCAUAAUAAUUUUUAUAUGUUGAAGCAUAAUUGCAAGUUACAACUGCCAUUUGUACUCUUGUUUUUAUAACUUGGAUGCAUAAUAGAUACUGGAAUUAAUAUGCAUGCAAUUCUGGCUCAUAUCAAGUGCAUAUGAAUUGCUUUUCAUUUGACAUAUACUGCACAUUAUGCUUUGAAUUGUAUGGCUAUUGAGCUAUUCAUAUUUUUUCCAAAAUUUCUCAGGAUCGUGGAGCAAAAUUGAACAGCGGUAGUGAAUGCUUGAAGUAAUGGUGUAGUCGUGAAAAUAUAUUUUAGAAAUAGUUUGAAUCCUGUUAGAAUGGACAUGCUGGGUUGAUGUAAUUCUGAUCUGAGCUGUUGAGGAUAGAAGGGAGUAAAGCAUAUCUGUUUAUGCUUUGUAAAUUGGGGAAGUAGAUGAAAACCAGUUAUAUAAAUUUGAAAACCAUGUAUCAUGUGUGUGCUUUUCCAAAAUGCUGUUUAAAAUCCUAUUAUACUUUGCAUCUGAACCAGGUCACCACCAAGCUAAUCAAUGAAAUAUAUCCCCUCUCUAAAGAGUGUUUAGUUUUAUUAAAUUUGAGAAAAGCACACUAUAAAGAAAUAUAUUUUUACCUUGUUUCCUGCUUGCCUCUAUCAGUGAAACGGGUAUGGAUCCAAUAGAACUUAGAACGUGAAACUUUGAUUACUUGAUAUUUUUUUAUUGUAAAUAAAAGUAAAUUAUAGCUGUGACUUCUCUCAAUAAACAAAAGUUGAACUGAUGCAAAAAGUUAUGUAACUUACUUUUGAGUGGCAAACUCACUGAUGGACAAUUUGAUUGAUGUAGGUAAAUUGAAUCACCAUUUAUAUUUGUUGAAAAAGUAUUAAGGCUUUAAAAUUAGAAUUCUGCUUGUUAAUGCCUUCAUAUAAUGGCACAAGGCAAUAAAGUAUAAUCAGUGACAUGUAAUGUAUGCAGUAUAUUGAGUUUUCUAGUAAUCAACUGCAGACAAUUGCUUGAUAAAUUUGCAGAAGUGUCAUCGUAGUUGUUUUGUGUGAAUAACUUGCAUCAAGAUUCUGAUACUCAUGCCAAAAUGGAAACUCUAGAAAAAAAAGCCUAUAGAAAUUUAAGCUGCAUUAUAUAUUCUAAAUAGUGGUUCUAAUUCUAUAACAUCUCUCAAAUGACUGUGUUUAAAUACUCCCCUUACUGUUAUGACUUAUCCUUUGUGCUCAGUGGAUUUAAGAUCUGUUCCAGAGAUAGAAGCUCAAAAAUCUAGGCUGAAAAUCAAGUAUGGUACUUAGAGAUGCCACCUUUUGAAUAAACCAAGGUCUCAAUAAACCAAAAAAUGACCCUAGACAUUAUCACAUUGCUGUUUGUGGGAGCUCUACGUAACACAUUGAGUGUUUUGCUUCCUUUAUUACAAUAGUGGGCAUCUUUCAAAAAGUGCUUCAAUGACUGUAAAGAACUUUGGCAUGUCCUGAGAUUUUGAAAGGCAUUGUAUAAAUGCAAGUCUUCUCUUUCCUCCCUACCUCUUUCCACACCUCACCCCAAACCAACCCCGUUGUAACAUUGUUCUUGGUGUUUAGAAGUUUGUGUGCAAACAGUGCAUUACUAUACACUACAAUUGAAACUAUUGUUUACUAUGAAGUGCAUUUUUCAACUGUAUUGAUGUCAGAAUAAAAAAAUGUACUAUAACUGUUUUAAUAAAUGACUUGAAAGUGA